Molecule: messenger RNA, 3308 nt
Organism: Tetranychus urticae (two-spotted spider mite)
Lineage: Eukaryota; Metazoa; Arthropoda; Arachnida; Trombidiformes; Tetranychidae
Gene: shi
Product: dynamin-1 shibire
Biological process (GO): synaptic vesicle budding from presynaptic endocytic zone membrane; receptor internalization
Cellular component (GO): synapse; plasma membrane; microtubule
Molecular function (GO): GTP binding; microtubule binding; GTPase activity
Source: RefSeq, a predicted model, not a curated record
UGACUGGAUUUUGCUUGUGAAAAGUAAUCAGUUUGUCGCUGGUGUAUUUGUUGUUGACGGUUAACCAUUUUAUUCCAACAGUUAAUCACAAUCAUUAUUUCAAUUUUUUGUUUCUCUCGGAGUAGAAGUAAUCAUUUUGCUUUCAUUUUAAUAUAAUUUAAUUUUUACAACAAGGAAUGGAGCAGCUCAUUCCGAUAGUAAACAAGCUGCAAGAUGCUUUUUCAACACUGGGUGUUAGUUAUGCUUUUGAUUUACCCCAAAUUGCUGUGGUUGGUGGUCAAUCAGCCGGUAAAUCAAGUGUCCUGGAGGCUUGUGUUGGACGAGAUUUUCUGCCCCGUGGGUCCGGUAUUGUCACCCGGCGUCCCUUGAUUCUUCAAUUGAUCCAUUCGAACAUGGAAUAUGGAGAGUUUCUUCAUUGUCGAGGCAAAAAAUUUACCGAUUUUGAUCAAAUCAGAAAAGAGAUUGAAGAUGAAACAGACCGAGCAACUGGAACCAAUAAAGGGAUCUCACCAGUACCAAUUAACCUUCGCGUAUACUCUCCUCAUGUUCUCAAUUUAACCCUAAUCGAUUUACCUGGAUUAACCAAAGUCCCGGUUGGUGAUCAACCAGCGGACAUUGAGACUCAAAUUCGGGAUAUGAUUUUACAAUUUAUUAAGAAAGAAACAUGUCUUAUUUUGGCUGUAACCGCAGCCAAUCAAGAUCUUGCUACUUCCGAUGCACUUAAAUUGGCUAAAGAAGUUGAUCCAGAAGGUUUACGAACAAUUGGUGUAAUCACUAAGCUCGAUUUGAUGGAUGAAGGUACUGAUGCUCGAGAUAUCUUGGAGAAUCGUUUGCUUCCUUUACGUCGAGGAUACAUCGGUGUUGUUAAUCGGAGUCAGAAAGAUAUUGAUGGUAAAAAAGAUAUUCGAGCAGCCAUGGAAGCGGAGAGAAAUUUUUUCCGAACCCACCCAGCAUACAGAGAUAUGGUUGACCGUUUGGGAACUCAGUAUUUACAAAAAGUUUUGAAUCAACAAUUGACUAAUCACAUUCGAGACACACUUCCAUCGCUUAGGGAUAAACUACAGAAGCAAUUUUUCCAGCUUGAAAAAGAAGUCGAAGAGUACAAAAAUUUUAGGCCCGAUGAUCCUACCCGUAAAACAAAAGCCAUGCUACAAAUGAUUCAACAGUUACAGAAUGACUUUGAACGUAACAUUGAAGGUAGCGGAUCAGCUGCCAUUAAUACUUCAGAACUUUCCGGUGGUGCAAGGAUAAAUCGACUUUUCCACGAACGAUUCCCUUUUGAGAUCGUUAAAAUGGAAUUUGACGAGAAAGAAUUGAGACGCGAAAUUGCCUAUGCUAUUCGAAACAUCCAUGGUAUUCGAGUAGGUCUUUUUACACCAGAUAUGGCUUUCGAGGCAAUUGUCAAAAAGCAAAUUGAAAGGUUGAAAGAACCUUCACUCAAAUGCGUUGAUUUAGUUAUCAUGGAGCUUGGUAAUGUUGUACGUAGGGUUACUGAACGAAUGAAGAAAUAUCCAAGACUCAGAGAGGAAACCGAACGAAUAAUUACUACUCAUGUAAGGGAACGUGAACAAAAGACCAAGGAGCAAUUGUUGUUAUUGGUAGAUGUCGAGUUGGCUUAUAUGAAUACCAAUCAUGAAGACUUCAUUGGCUUCACCAAUGCACAACAAACUGCUGACACUUCUAAUCCAAAGAGAAAACUUGGGAAUCAAGUAAGAGAAAUAAAUAAAAAUAUUGUUAUCCGCAAAGGUUACAUGUGUAUACACAAUCUUGGCAUAAUGAAAGGAGGUUCAAGAGAUUAUUGGUUUGUUUUAACAAGUGACAGCCUAUCCUGGUUUAAAGAUGAGGAAGAAAAGGACAAAAAGUAUAUGUUACCUUUGGAUGGUCUCAAACUUCGAGAUAUUGAAAGCGGUUUCAUGUCUCGAAGACAUACCUUCGCUCUUUUCAAUCCUGAUGGAAGAAAUGUCUACAAAGACUUCAAAUAUCUUGAAUUAUCCUGUGAAUCACAGGAGGAUGUUGAAUCAUGGAAAGCCUCUUUCCUCCGAGCUGGUGUAUAUCCCGAGAAAAGUUCAGCUGAAAGCACGAAUGGUGAGGAGACUGUUUCCGAAGCAGAAGCCUCCCUUGACCCACAAUUGGAACGUCAAGUUGAGACAAUCCGUAAUCUGGUUGAUUCAUAUAUGAAAAUUGUUACAAAAACAUUCCGCGAUCUAGUACCUAAAAUUAUCAUGCACCUAAUGAUUAACAAUGCCAAAGAUUUCAUCUACUCGGAGCUACUGGCAAACCUUUAUGCCGCUGGAGAUCAGUCAACCAUGAUGGAGGAAAGUCCCGAAGAGGAGAAACGGCGAAAUGAGUUGCUUAAAAUGUACCAUGGCUGUAAGGAAGCUCUUAAAACUAUUGGUGAUGUCUCAAUGGCAACCACUUACUCACCACCUCCACCACCAGUUAAAGAUGACUGGCUACGGGCAUCUCAACCUUCACCCACACCACCCUCUCCCGGCGGUGCUCCAAGAAACUCUUUUGUUGGCAAUAAACCACCCUCAGUUCAUCCACCUCCUGGGUCAACUAUAACAAGACCACCGCCUGCUCCUCCCGGACGACCAGCACCAACCAUACCUGGACGAGGUGCUCCAAGUGCACGAGGUGGGGUACUUCCACCCCCGCUCAUACCAUCUCGACAAGGUGGUCCUGCUGUACCAGCCAGGGUCCAACAGGCCGUUGGUCAGGCUGUAACCGAUACUUUGCUCGAUGCUUUCGGAAUGCCUGUUCACAAGUGAUCAUCAUUUCAUGUUUGUUGUUAAUCAAGAGAAAAAUAAAGAAAUUUAUCCAGAUAUUUAGAAGACUAAAAUUCAAGAUUGUGUAGUUUUGAUCUUCUUCUUCUUCUUCUUCUUCAUCUUCUUCUUCGUCCUUCUUUUCCUCUUCUCCCUUUUCUUGCUUUCAUCAUCUUUUAAUCAUCUUUCUCUCUAUCCUUUAAUUUAUAAUUUAUCAUUUAUAUUUUUCAUUAUUUAUCAUUUACAAUUUGAUCUACAACUUAAUUUUCAAUUUUUAUUUUGUUUCCUAUUUAGACGACCCGUACCAACAAUACCUCCUCGAAUUCCAGAUAGACCUAUUAUUCAAUCACAAGUUGUAUCACAAUUAAAGAGAAAUUAAUGUAUGAACAAUAAAAUGAUUUGUUGAGGAAUGGGUUGAUUCAAUUUAUGGACAAAUUAUUUUCAAUUGUUGUUCAGUUGUUGUUUAAAUUCCAUUUUUUAAUAAACUAACAAUUAUCUGUUAAAUAAAGUUAGUCAAAGUAAAUUAAAACAGCUGUUAACAAA